GCCGGAAGCGGGGGCGGGAGGGGCGUGGCCUCGCGGGCGCCGCCUCCGGGCUUGAGGUUAAGGCGCGCGGGGGUGGCUCGGUCAGAGGCGGUGGCCCUCCGUGCUGUGUCUGCUGCCUCUGCCGCCGCCGCCGCCAUGGCCCUGCUCCGAGGUGUAUUCAUCGUUGCUGCUAAGCGAACACCCUUUGGGACUUAUGGAGGUUUCCUCAAAGACUUCACAGCCACUGACCUGAAUGAAUUUGCUGCCCGGGCUGCCUUGGCUGCUGGCAAGAUCUCGCCUGAAACUAUAGACAGUGUCAUCAUGGGCAAUGUCAUGCAGAGUUCUUCAGAUGCUGCAUACUUGGCGAGGCACGUUGGUUUGCGUGUAGGAGUCCCCAUAGAGAACCCAGCUCUCACUCUUAACAGACUCUGUGGCUCUGGCUUUCAGUCCAUCAUCAGUGGAUGUCAGGAAAUCUGUGUAAAAGAUGCUGAAGUCGUCUUGUGUGGAGGAACUGAAAGUAUGAGCCAGGCUCCCUACUGUGUCAGGAACGUGCGCUUUGGUACCAAAUUUGGAGUAGAUCUCAAGAUGGAAGACACUUUGUGGGCUGGAUUAACAGAUCAGCAUAUCCAGCUCCCCAUGGGAAUUACUGCAGAGAACCUUGCUGUGAAAAACAAAAUAACCAGAGAAGACUGUGACAAAUAUGCACUGCAGUCACAGCAGAGGUGGAAAACUGCUAAUGAUGCUGGCUACUUCACUGAGGAGAUGGCACCAGUUGAGGUGAAGACAAGGAAAGGGAAACAGACAAUGCAAAUGGAUGAGCAUCCUCGGCCUCAAACAACCCUGGAAGAGUUAGUUAAACUCCCUCCAGUGUUCAAGAAAGACGGGACCGUUACUGCAGGGAAUGCGUCAGGGGUAUCUGAUGGUGCGGGAGCUGUGGUCAUAGCUAGUGAAGACGCUGUAAAAAAACAUAAUUUCACACCACUGGCAAGAAUUGUGAGCCAUUUUGUGUCUGGGUGUGACCCCGCUAUCAUGGGUAUUGGUCCUGUCUCUGCUAUCACUGGGGCACUGAAGAAAACAGGGCUGAGUCUUAAGGACAUGGACUUGGUGGAGGUGAAUGAAGCUUUUGCUUCCCAGUACCUGGCAGUUGAGAGAACUUUGGGUCUUGACCCAAGUAAAACCAAUGUGAAUGGAGGAGCCAUUGCUAUGGGCCACCCAUUGGGAGCAUCAGGAUCCAGAAUCACUGCACACCUGGUUCAUGAGUUAAGGCGCCGAGGUGGGAAAUACGCAGUUGGGUCGGCUUGCAUUGGAGGUGGCCAGGGCAUCGCCAUUGUCAUUGAGCGCAUGGCCUGAGGAGCUAGCACAGCAGCCGCUGACACCCACCGGUACUGCUUGACCCAUCCAUGGUCAACAGGACCAUCGGAUCAGCUGCAAAACCAGCCUAGCCCUGCCACUGAAGGUGACUGAGUUCAGUCAAAGGACGGUGGGGCAAAGAGGCAGUUCAUGAAUAGGAGUGACUGCUAGAAGAAAUUCUCUCAGAUUUGCUCCAAAUAUGGUGUUUGUCUGAACUAAAGCCCAAGUAUAGAAAGCCUUGAAAAGGAACAGGGUCCUUGCCAUGUAACUACCACAUAUGCCUUAAUGAUUACAAGGAAACUGAAUAAAUAUUGCCUUAACCUCA
Erinaceus europaeus (western European hedgehog) is the source of this 1654-nucleotide messenger RNA. It is a transcript of the gene ACAA2, whose product is annotated as acetyl-CoA acyltransferase 2. Gene Ontology annotation, biological process: fatty acid beta-oxidation. NCBI's taxonomy places the organism in Eukaryota, Metazoa, Chordata, Mammalia, Eulipotyphla, Erinaceidae. Gene Ontology annotation, molecular function: acetyl-CoA C-acetyltransferase activity. The record is from RefSeq and is a predicted model, not a curated record. The transcript has 10 exons. Bases 136 to 1329 code for a protein of 397 amino acids.